AGGUCGUCAAAACGAAGUCGUUAAUUUCACUCAAGAACCGAAAUGUCGCGGUGCCAACACAUAAACAUCAGUUUUUGACAGAUUUUGAGCAGUCAACAAAGAAAUUUUGGUUUAUAAUUUGGAAAACUUUCACCAUAAAUUACACUAUUUUUAAAUUUAUAUUGAAGAUAUGGCCGGGUCUGCCCUCAGGCGUUUGAUGGCCGAGUAUCGCCAGCUAACAUUGAAUCCACCCGAAGGAAUAAUUGCUGGUCCAGUAAGCGAGGAAAAUUUCUUCGAAUGGGAAGCAUUAAUCACUGGACCGGAAGGGACCUGCUUUGAAGGUGGUGUGUUUACAGCGAAGCUAGUAUUCCCUCCCGACUAUCCGCUUAGUCCUCCAAAAAUGCGGUUUACAUGUGAAAUGUUUCAUCCGAAUAUUUUCGCGGAUGGUCGAGUGUGCAUCUCAAUACUACACGCACCUGGAGAUGAUCCAUUAGGAUAUGAACUAUCUGCUGAACGCUGGAGUCCAGUUCAGAGUGUGGAAAAGAUUUUGCUAAGUGUCGUUAGCAUGUUAGCUGAACCGAAUGACGAAUCCGGAGCAAACGUCGAUGCAGCAAUAAUGUGGCGUGAAAAUAGAGAGGAAUUUAAUAAGAUAGCUAAACGAAUUGUGAGGAAAACAUUGGGUCUACCAUCGUAAAAUAAACCACUCAAGUUAUCAAUUAAAAUAUUUUAAUAACUA
Molecule: messenger RNA, 715 nt
Organism: Armigeres subalbatus
Lineage: Eukaryota; Metazoa; Arthropoda; Insecta; Diptera; Culicidae
Gene: Ubc7
Product: ubiquitin-conjugating enzyme E2 G2
Exons: 6
Coding region: 170-673 (167 amino acids)
Cellular component (GO): cytosol; endoplasmic reticulum
Source: RefSeq, a predicted model, not a curated record